This is a messenger RNA of Durusdinium trenchii, 1758 nucleotides long. The record is from the annotation of a GenBank genome assembly. NCBI's taxonomy places the organism in Eukaryota, Dinophyceae, Suessiales, Symbiodiniaceae.
AUGGGCUCAGAAACUACUUUGGAACUCAGUCCAUUCUCCGUUCGAAGCACCCGAUGUUCCAAGCACCCGCCUCACAUCGAAUCUUUCCGGAACCUCCAUGUUCUCCCCACGCAGCUCUUCGAGAGCUGGGCGGAGCAGCUUUGGGGCGAAGGCAAAGCGGUGCCAGCCUUUGAGGCCGUCGCACCGGUCGAGCCAGCACCACGGGAGCCGAAAGGGCCGCCGGCACCGCCAUCGCUGCCCUCGAACAUCACCUCACUCAAGUUUGGUGCUGGAACUUGGAAGCCCGGUCAAGGAGGUGGAAAGCAGCCUCCACUGACAGCAACAGGUGUGGCGCCAUGGGCCUUCAAGGGUGGAAAUGGUGCGCAGCCUCCCGUCACUGUCACUGGUGUGGCUCCUUGGGCAUUCAAGAAGGAGACACCUGCACCGCCAAAGGCACCAGAAUCUGGCUCCUUGGGAAGUUUGCGGGAAGAGGAGGAGGCGCCGAAAAGUGGUCUCGAGCGCGUGCACAUGUACAUGAAGCUUUUGGUGCCAGUGAAGCCCAUCGAAGGACCAAAUAGCUGGGAGACCGCCUUGAUGGAAGAGACUCCUACCCUGCUGCCCUCACUGAAGUUCCACAACCUUGUCUUCGGUCCAGAGGAUAUAGGUCACGGUGCGUUUAGCGUGGUGCGAUAUGCACGUACCAUCCAAAAGGAGAAGACACAGUCCAAGUGGCCUGAGUAUGCGGUGAAGGUGAUUAACACCAAGACCAUGGAGGAUCUGGGCUACGAGGCCUCGGUGAAUCGAGAGAUUUGCGUCCUCAAGAUGCUCAGCCAUCCUGGCAUCGCCCGCAUGGUGGCCGCCUUUCGUUACAGAGAUGGAGCAUAUUUGGUCUUGGAGUACGCCCACAAGGGAGAUCUGCACAACAUGCUUUGUUCCUUGGGAAAGCUGGAGGAGGACGUGGCCAAAUUCUUUGUAGGUGAAGUCAUUGCAGCGUUGUGUGCCAUUCAUGACACAGGCUUCGUGUACAGCGAUCUGAAGCCCGAAAAUGUUGUGAUCACCUCCUCGAACCACGCGAAGCUCACCGACUUCGGCGGCUGCCGGCCGGUCACCGACGAGGCGGCGACGAAUUGCCGUCGCGCCUUGCUGAAGCGCUUGAGAGAUGGGGACUGGCGCGCGGAGGACGCCCCAGAAGUGCAGCUCUCGGAGUGUGAGGAGGAGAUCAUUGACGACGGCCGCGUGGAAGGCACCAUGAUCUACCUGCCACCUGAGGUGGUGAAAGGUGGCACUCCAAGCUUCGCCUCAGACGCCUGGGCGCUAGGGUGUUUACUCUACCAGCUUCUGACUGGGCGCCCACCGGUCUGGGCCGACAGUGAAUUAGAAGAGGAGAUCCGAUCACGCAUUGUGAGCUUCCAACUCGAUGACGGAUUGGCAGCGUCUUUGUCUCCCUUAGCCCGAAGUUUGGUUGGUGCAUUGCUGGAGGCAGAAGUGGCCAAUCGGCUCUCGGUCUCUGCCUCGGCGCAGCACAGCUUCUUUGAGGGACUGGACGUCUUCACAUUGCACAAGAGGCCCCGCGGCCCCGAGUUGCCGGAGAUCGAGAAGCGACCCACGGAGCUCGGUGAUGAGAGGUGGCAGCGCAGGCAGUUCUCCAAGAUUUGGACGGUGAUGCCGUCUGCCCAGGACUUUGUCCCACCAAAGACCUUCGGUGUGGAAUCUACUGCGACUUGUAUCGCUGAGGCGAUGGAUGGAUUCGCCAUAGACUCGAGUGGUUCGUGUAAGUGA